UAUGUUUUACAUUUUAGUCUGUGAAUCUAACCUAGCACAUUCGUUUCGUCAUUAGUUUGUUAAAUAUAUUUUUUAAAGUGAAUCGUGUAAACAUAAAUUAAAAGAAAUAUGAAUGAAAGUUUCAUGAAUGAAUUAGAGGGGGCUGCCCGUGUUAUAAUGGCUGCCCCCAAUUUAGUCACAAAUGAGGAAAGACGAAAAGCUGAGCAGAUUCUGCUCGACUUCAGAAAUACAAAAACUCCCAUUCGUACAUGCAGACAAAUUUUGGAAAAAUCGAAUGUAGAUUACUUGCAUUUUGAAGCAGCAGAAGUGAUAAAAAGGGGAAUAGUCAGAGAAUGGAAUUUUGUAUCAUUUUCAGAUAAAGAAGAUCUAAUAAAUUACUUAUUCAACUUUGUUGUUACAAGAGAUAUUCCCUGUUUUGUAAGGGAUAAAAUACUUAUAGCAAUAAGUAUAAUGGUGAAAAGAAUAAGUGCUGAUGAUAAUGGAAAACAAAGAUGUAAUUUAUUGAAUCAGGUUGAGGACUUGAUUAAUACUGCUGAAAACUCAAAGAAAAUAUUAGGCUGUCAACUUAUUCUAAUUCUCAUGCAGGAAUAUGCAACAACAUGUAAAUCAAGUGAUUUGGGUUUGCCUUGGGAAGUCCAUAACAAAUGCAAAAAGCAAUUUGAAAACACAGAUUUAAUACGAAUUUUCAAAUUUGUUAUGGGAUUAUUAAAGGAUGUUACAGGAAUUGAUACUCCAUUUGAACCAAUCACAGCACAUUUCAUUAAAAGUUUAUUACAAAUUGCAGAACAAGUUAUGAUUUGGAGCUAUAGCAGCGUAAUUGAUAUCCUUGCAAAUCUAAUUUAUAAAACGAGGAUAGUCGGACAAUUUGAAAGCACCCGUGAUGUGGAAGAUUAUCCCCUGCUGUAUUUUACUGUAGAAUGGAAGGAAAUAUUGCUAGCUCCUGAAUUGGUACCACUUAUGUUUAUGAUAUACUGGAAGGUAAGGUAUUCAGAAGAGCUCUCCCACCAUGCUCUUACAUGUUUGGUACAAUUAGCCUCUGUGACUGCUAAAGGUAUGGAUGGAAGAAAGAUCUAUAGUGAAGAAGCUCGAGUUGCAUAUGUGAUCAGAUAUCUUGAGAAUUUUUCAAAACUCAUUUCGAGUGUUAAUAUUGAUGGAAAAGAAGCGCUAGGAAUAUCUUCAAUUGCUAAAAAACUUUGUUUUUGUUAUCAUCAUGAAAUUGCUCAUGGAUUAAGUACAAAUCAACAAGAAACCUUUUUAGAAGAAAUGACAACAUUGACUGUCUACUUUUAUGAAAAAUCUGUGACAGAUGAUCUCGAUGACUGUAUUUACGAGGAUUCGUUCAGAAAUAUGAUAAGUGUUUGGUGCUAUUUAUUCUCAGACUAUGGCAAAGAAUCAAAAGUUGCUUUAAUUAAAGAUCUUUCUAUUCGUAUAUUCAGCAAAUAUGUCCAGGGUCGUAUUUCUCCUCCAAAUGGCUAUAGGAAGAAUAUUACCUAUGAAGAAGAAGAGAUCUUAAAUGAGAAUGAGGAGGAUUCAGAUAGGAUCAAGUACAAAGAUCAACUCCAAGUUAUUGGAAUUUUCGGACGCUUUGUACUGGAAUAUUCACUGCCAAUUUUAUACAAAUUAUUGGAAUAUGAGACAGAACAUCUAAAAUCUAUACUGCAAAUCAUGGAGGUCCGUGCUUUGACCCUUGAAGAAUCCACCAGAAUGGAAAGCGUUUUCGAAGAUCUCCACUGGACUCUCAUAAUAGCUGGACAUGUUUUAGCUAUGGACAGUGACGGAGAAACACCAUCUAUACCUUCAGAAGUUAUGUCUCAUUCGUUGAGGAGGAUGAAUAUGCAGAGUAACCUAGAUGCUACCUUAAAGACCCUAGCUAAAUCUCAAGAUCUCCUUUGGGUGAACGAUUGCAUUGAUCAAUGCGAUGAUGUGAUCAGGAUCUUCUCAGCUGCUCUACGAUUAUGUGUCAUUGAGGAUUCUGCUGCUUCUAUCAAGUUGGGGCACUUUAUGAGCCCCCUCGUGAGCUGUUCUCUGAUGUGGUUCAUCAAACGGUUCUGUAUGUAUUAUUUGGUACCAAACGAUAGUGACCAUUCACAGCUGAGUCCCAUCUUUAUGUCUACACUUGGGAAGCAUACAGAAGGAGCCAAUUUUAUAAUCAAUUUCAUAAUAUCCAAAGUUCAGAAUAAUAUAGUGAAUUUUUAUUCAGAACCUGUACUUUUGCAAGACACUGUGGAUUUGUUUGGCGAUAUAGUCUCCGUGAAAAAUAAGUCUCAGUAUUUCAUGAGCGCAGAUAAUAUCUGCAGUCUGAUUAACAUGCAGACCGAACUGAAACCGGGACAUCUACCUCCUGAAAUUCGACGUGGGCUAUACAGAGGCUUCGCCUUAGCUGGGAUUACCUUCUGUCAAGACCCCAUCUUGAUGACGCAGUACAUGGAAAAACUAUUUCAGCCAAUUCAAAGUAGAUUCAACAUGCUCAUAUCGAACGUUAAAUUGAAUAUACACAACGAAGCUGUCCAAAAUGAACUGAUUGAUAUUUUAGAAUGUCUUAUCGGAAUUUCUAAAGGAGCUGCAAUGAGAAGUGCACAAGAUAUUUUCAACAAUAUGUACCCAAUAAUGGAAGCAAUGGUGUCUUCUCUAAGGGUUUAUUGUAAUUACCAAGUGAUCGUUCAAGCUACUCUUGAGCUAAUGAGUCAGUCGGCUAGAUAUAUGGUAUGUUAUCUGAAACAUGACCAAGCUCUCAAGAUGUUCCGUUACAGUAUUGAGUUCAUCAAAUCAUAUUCCAAUUGUCAGGCGAAAAGAUUAACAUCUGACAAAUCAGCAGAAGAAUCUAUCAUCCAAGAUUUAUCUUUGAUAUUAGACAUUCUAACAUAUCUUUUAUCGAAAGAUUAUUUAGAUUUUUGUCCGUCUGAUAAUGCUGAGAACGCUGUGAAGGCAUCAACUCAUGUUAUGCAAGGGUUUUGCAUCAUAAUGCCUUUCCUAAAUAGUGAUAUGUUGAAGUAUCCAAAUCUUUGUUUGCAGUAUUACCGCCUGUUGACACAUAUCAACGACAUGUGUCCCAAAGAGAUCUGUUACUUAAGUAACGGUGUAAUGAUGUCUAUACUAGGGACAAUUGAAGUGGGUUUAUCACAAUUUGGACCAGAGAUAACGCAGUCUUGCUUAGAUUUCAUCACAAGAGUUUGCGGUUAUAUGUUCAAACAUAAGUUAAGUCAUGAGCGCAUUUAUGAAGUAUUAAGACCUUCUGUCAGGAUGCUAUUAAAUAUGACCUUAUCCAAUCAAAUCAACUCAGACCUUUUGAGUAGUGUUGGCGAAUGUAUGUAUCUAUUGAUGUGUUGCUACCCUGAGGAAUACGAGAUGUCUACUAAUGCGAUGGUUCAAAUGCAGCAAGACCCAAUGGUAUCAAAUAGAUUAGCGGCAGCUUUUGAAAGAUUGCUGUCAGGUGUAGAGUUUGAUAAUGAAAGAACAUCAAGGGUUAAGUUCAAAUCAAACUUUGAAAAGUUUGUGUUCCAUGUUCAAGGAUUUUUGCUAGUGAAAUAAAUUUAUUUUUUUACUGGAUGUGAGUGAUGUCAAUUGACUUGGUGAUAUUUAACAAGUUGAAUCCUAGACUUGAUUGUGAUUUUAAGAUGUAUUUUUAAAGAAGCAAUACUUUAUCAGUUUUCAAUUGAGACACUGUUAGAUGUUGCAAAGGUUUUGUAUGGUUUUCAAGUGUGUUCCAUUCAAGUGAACAAAUAGAUCUUCUUCUUAAAGUUAGAGAAUGCUCAAAAGUCAAAUUAAUCUUUUUCAUCAUGAAAAAUUUCAUAAUGAUACCAAAUUAUACUGAUUAAUUUUAUUAACCUUUUUUUAUCAGGUUUUCUGAACUUAAUAUACAGAUUGUGAAUAUAUAAGAGCAAAAGAAUUCGAGGGAUGAUUCUUUAUAGAAAAACCAGAGGUUUUUGAUUUCCUCUUAAAAACAAAAUAAAUAAUUAGAAUGGAAUCAAGAGGAUGUAAUCUGCAAACAAGAGGGUACUAUGAAAAUAUUUUGCUGGUAUUCCCCUGUAGUUCAAAGGGUAAGCCACCCCUUGAGCUUGUGUCCCACAAUACUUCAAAUUUUCAUUUAAAAUUAAAUUUUACAAAUUGGAGACUAAUAACCUCUCUUGUAAUUGUUUCUUAUAAUUAACAUUCCUGAAAAAAAAAAAAGAAAUUGCUAUAUAAAUUCAAGAUUGAUUGGAAUUCCAUCUUGAGCAGAUUAUAUAAUAAAUCAGAAUAACUCAAGCUAUUUAAAUGAAUUUUUAAAUGAUAAACUAUGAAUAAGGAAAUAAUUUUCAUAGGAAACGAUUUUAGGGGUAGCUUAUUCUUCCCCUGAGAACUACAGAGUAAUAUCUCGAAAUAUUUGCUGAAUACUCUCUUGUUCGUAGAAUCCUGUCCAAUUUCAUUUAGGUAUUGUUUUUGUUUUUAAAAUAGAUUUUAAAAAUGAUAAAAAGGGUUUGGUUUAAUUAUUUUUUUAAUAAAAGACCUAUUAUUUGUCAGAGUUAUCCCUUGAACUUUUUGCACUUAUUUAUUUACACCUUGUGUACCGUAUUAUAUCUCAUUCAUUAAUCUUUUUAAGAGAAUCUAGUACGACAGGGUGGUUCAUAUUCUAUGUCUUAUAGUGGGAUGUCCAGAACUACAUCAGUUAGAGAAAAUGAAUAGCACAUUUUUUGAAAAACUGAUGUAAACCACAUGUCGAUAUUUUCUUUUAUUUCCGAAAUAUGAACAAACAUUUUUCAUUUUUAUCAGACCAUCAUAACAACCUUGAUGUUAUCGUUAUGAAACAAAAACAUUAUUGCAGUUAAAAUUUCAAUAGAACCUGAUGGUUAUACUGAAAAAUCAGUUUCUCACAAGUUUUUAAGUAAUAAUACAAAGUUAUGUUUUUCCCAAUUAGUACCUAUUUUUUCACUUUAUAUUAUAACUCAAAAACUUAUAAGAAAUUAGUUUUUUCAGUAUAGCCAUCAGAUUUUUUGGAAAAUUUCACGUUAAUAAUACUUUAAAGUGAUAGCAUCAAGAAUACGGAUGGUUUGAGGAAAUUGAAAAUUCCAAUUCAAAUUGUAUCUCAAAAAUGAAAGGAAAUAUCGAGAUGCAGUUUUUAGUUUCUCUCGUUUCUCAAAGAUAGACCUUUGAAAAUGUGCCACAAAUUUUAUCUAACAGCUGUAGGUUCACAUCUCCCAUUAUUAAACAUAAAAUUUGAACCAACCUGUACAUAAAUACUAAAGAAAAUUUUUUGUGAUAUUCAUAGUUUCUAUAAUAAUAAGUUUCUAUAGUAAUAAUAAAUUUCAAAGAAAGUUGACAAUACUGGCAUGAAUCUUUCAGUGUUUUUGAUUUAAGGUUAUUGUUUUUAUCUGAAAUAUAUUAGAUACAAAUAUUUCAUCUCAUUAUAGUUUGUCAAGAAAUACAUAGUACUGUAUGUUAGGGUAUGACAUAUGUGUUGGCUGUACUGGCCCGAAUUAUUGAACUGAUUAUGUACCAUAGAAUAUUACUUAUUCAACCUUACCUACUUGUAACUAUACUUUUUACAAAUUUUACUUUUUAUCUCAUGAGUUUAUUGCAGUUUUAAAUCUUUCAAGGAAUAAUAAUAUAUAUGUUGCAAGCUUAUCAAAUGGGACCUCAACAAUAUUCCAUUUUGUGGGAAAAUUAUUCGUAUCCCUUGAUUUAAUAUAAAGUAGAAGAGGAUUUCAACUAAUGUGUACAUCACUAUCAAUUUUUUCUAAAUAAUACGUCUUUAUAGGAAUUCUUUUUUUCACAACUUUUUGUUCUAUAUUUUCAUACCUAAUAUUUACAUUCAAAUUUUCUUACACUUUCAUAUAAAUCAAAUUGAGUUGAUUAUUUUUGUCUCAAUUUUGUAACUUGUGAAGUUGAAAAUUUUUGGAAUAAAAUAUGUCAUAGUUUGAA
Messenger RNA from Harmonia axyridis, 5895 nucleotides. Its product is annotated as exportin-4-like. The transcript is spliced from 9 exons. Gene Ontology annotation, cellular component: cytoplasm; nuclear pore. Gene Ontology annotation, molecular function: nuclear export signal receptor activity; small GTPase binding. The coding region runs from base 109 to 3528 and encodes 1139 amino acids. Gene Ontology annotation, biological process: protein export from nucleus. The record is from RefSeq and is a predicted model, not a curated record. NCBI's taxonomy places the organism in Eukaryota, Metazoa, Arthropoda, Insecta, Coleoptera, Coccinellidae.